AUGGUGUUGUCAAAGAAAUGUGCCCAGUAUGAUUAUGGAUUCUUCUCCAAUUAUAGAACUUACGGCCAGGUAUUUAUCACCACUAUUUCAGUAGCUCAUGAGAGGCUCGUUUUGAGGCAUUGUCAGUUGUAAUCGUAUGCCUGGGUCCACCAGACCGUCAGUUAGUUAGCAAGCUGGAGAGCCGGCCUACCCAAGCAUUCGAUUCAUGGAGGGGGGGGGGGGGGGGAGAGCACAAGUGGGUGAGGGGGAGAGGAGGGUCUGCUAGGAAGCCCAUACACCUAGAAGAUUGUUCAUUCUAUUAAGAGUUUUGCUUGGAAAUCAGUGAAUUAGUCAAUUCGUCAGAAAACCACCAUUCAAUACUUUCUAUCCAGGUGGUAAAUCGGUCAAUGAGUCGAUUGAUCUCUUGGUCAAUGAGUCGGUUGACCGGCUCGGUAGUCACCUGCAGUCGGGCACUCGUUUGUUACCUUCUGUUCCUUACUCAAUUUCAUGCCAUUUGUCUUUUAAUUCAGCUUGAAGCUCCAGAGUACCAUGAAGAAGACAUGAAGACUCCAACCUCUCUCUUCUCGGGUUCAAAUGACAAACUUGCCUGCCCGACAGAUGUACGACUUCUAAAAGACCGGAUAACUAACUUGAAAUACUUCAGAGAGAGAGAUCUUAAGAGAUUCAAGGCUGGAAUCAUGCUGACUUUUUAUUUGGAAAUAAUGCACCUGAGCUUCUUUACUCAAAGCUUAUUAAUAUGA
Molecule: messenger RNA, 740 nt
Organism: Pocillopora meandrina
Lineage: Eukaryota; Metazoa; Cnidaria; Anthozoa; Scleractinia; Pocilloporidae
Source: the annotation of a GenBank genome assembly